Molecule: messenger RNA, 1014 nt
Organism: Trichoderma harzianum CBS 226.95
Lineage: Eukaryota; Fungi; Ascomycota; Sordariomycetes; Hypocreales; Hypocreaceae
Exons: 5
Coding region: 1-1014 (337 amino acids)
Cellular component (GO): intracellular anatomical structure
Molecular function (GO): oxidoreductase activity, acting on NAD(P)H, oxygen as acceptor
Source: RefSeq, a predicted model, not a curated record
AUGCUCCGGCUGGCGAGCCGAGCCUUUGCGCUCAGACCAACCAGUCGACUGCCAUUGGCCGCAGUUAGACAGUUCCAUUACGUGCCGCCACGACAGGAUAAGCCUGGAAGCCACUCUCGAACAGACUCUGAAGUCGAGAUUGAGUAUCCUGCCGAGCAUGAGCUCCCGAGCAGCAAGCCGGUCUCUGCUGGUGGCCAGUAUGUUAAGCCCACGCUUCCCAGCUUCACUCUUGACGGAAAGGUUGGUGUCGUCACAGGUGGUGCAAGAGGAUUGGGGCUUGUGAUUGGCCAGGGAAUGGUCUACUCCGGGGCCGAUCUAGCCUUGGUUGAUAUGAACAAGGAGGAGGCUGAGAAACAGGCAAAGCUGAUUGUAGAUGCUUUCGUCAAGGAAAACCCCAAUGCCGAACGCAUCCCCAAAGUCACGGCACACUACGCCGAUGUUGCUGAUGCCGACUCUGUCGAACAGUGUAUAGCUGAGAUUGUCCAGAAGCACGGCAAGAUAGACAACUUGGUCACGUCGGCUGGCUUCACUGAAAAUUUCGAGGCCGUCAACUACCCAAUUGAUCGCCUUCGAAAGCUUUGGGCUGUCAACGUAGAUGGCACAUAUCUGUUCGCCACCUCAGUUGCUCGUCAUCUGAUGGAGAGGAAGAGCCCCGGUAGUAUGGUCAUGAUUGGCAGCAUGUCGGGAUCCAUUGUCAACGUCCCCCAGCCCCAAGCUCCUUACAACGCUUCCAAGGCAGGGGUUCGCCAUCUAGCAGCAUCCCUUGCCGUUGAGUGGGCCCAUGCUGGCAUCCGGGUCAACUGCCUUUCCCCAGGAUACAUGCUGACAGCGCUAACCCAGAAAAUCCUGGAUGAGAACCCAGAUCUGAAGCAGAAAUGGGUAUCUCUUAUUCCCCAAGGCAAGAUGGGCCUACCCCAAGAUCUCAUGGGCCCUGUGGCCUUCCUGCUCUCUGAUGCUAGCAGCUAUGUAACUGGCGCUGAUAUUCGAGUUGAUGGUGGCUAUACCGUUACAUAA